Panicum virgatum (switchgrass) is the source of this 918-nucleotide messenger RNA. Its product is annotated as Werner Syndrome-like exonuclease. Gene Ontology annotation, biological process: nucleobase-containing compound metabolic process. The record is from RefSeq and is a predicted model, not a curated record. Gene Ontology annotation, cellular component: nucleus; cytoplasm. The coding region runs from base 66 to 614 and encodes 182 amino acids. Lineage: Eukaryota; Viridiplantae; Streptophyta; Magnoliopsida; Poales; Poaceae. Gene Ontology annotation, molecular function: nucleic acid binding; 3'-5' exonuclease activity. The transcript has a single exon.
GAUUCGCCUUUCCCAGACCAUCUUGUUUCGCAAGAGAGAAGCAGAGGGUUUAGAGAAGGGAUCCAAUGGCCAAGACCGAUGUGUGCAGGGUGAUGUUCGAGGGCGGCGCGAUCACCACCAUCGUGACGUCCUCCGGCGCGUCCGUGAAGGCCUGGGUCGACGAGGUCCUCUCCGUCCACCGCCGCCGCCUGCACGACCUCAUCGUCGGGCUCGACGUGGAGUGGAGGCCCCUCUUCGGACCCGGGUACAGCCCCACCGCGCUCCUCCAGCUCUGCGUUGGCCGCCGCUGCCUCGUGUUCCAGCUCCUCCACGCCGACUACAACCCCGCCGCGCUGAAGGAGUUCCUCGCCGACCCCGACUACAGGUUUGUCGGCGUGGGCGUGGCGGCGGACGCGGCGCGGCUCUGGAACGACGAAGACCUCAACGUGGCCAACGCGGUGGACCUGGCCGAGGUCGCGGCGGAGGAGACGGGUCGCGUCGACCUCGACAAGCCGGAAGAGGUGAGGCUCGGCCGCUGGAACGACUACUACCUCACCACCCAGCAGAUCAAGUACGCCUGCAUCGACGCCUUCGUCUCCUUCGAGGUCGGCCGGAUGCUACUUGGCGACAACUGAUCGAUCGUCCGGCGGCCGCGCGCCGCCGCGAGUCCGUGUCCAUGGAAAUUGCAGUGCUUUUUUUUUGUUCCAGAUUGUCCUAGACUUCCCUCGUGAUUUCUGUUAGGUUUUAGGGAUUUUCGGUGUCCAUGGUAAGGUUUUAGGGAUUUCCGAGAUGGAAGAAUAAUCAGGGCAGCCGCGCGCGGUGGAGACGGGGUAGUAAUUUUGGAUCAUUGUCGUGUCAUCCAUGAAUAUUCUGUCAUCCAUGCUGUGUUCGUUCAUGUUUGCUAAAUAUCCGGUGAUUAAUCAGGUAUUUGCAUCGCUA